UGUAUCUAUGCAUAGCGUCGCUUGGUUAAUUUAUCAUUUGAGUUCAUUUGGAGCGAUUAUAUUUUUUCAAGAAUUUUUAAUAAAUUAAUUUAUUAAAAUCUAAAAAAUAAUAGCAAAUUACGAUGAAAGGAGGUAAGAAGGCAAAAGUUACUAAUUCAAAAGCUACUGAUGAUAAUGUCGAGGUAUCAGAAGACGAGGAAGAAGAAGAAUAUGUUGUGGAAAAGAUAUGCGGUCGUCGUGUUAGAAAAGGCAAGUUUGAGUAUUUUCUAAAAUGGAAAGGAUAUUCUGAGGAAGAGAAUACUUGGGACCCUGAAGAACAUUUAUAUUGUCAAGAUUUAAUAGAACAAUAUGAGGCCGAACGUACAAAGGAUGAAGCCGGUGCUAGGCAAAAGUCUGAAGCAAAAGAUACGUCAAAUCGUCCAUUCAGUUCGACCAGCAACAAGCGUGAGCCUAAAGACUCCGGCACAAGUAGCAGCAAUUCUGCAAAUAAGAAGAAGCGUCGUGAAUCUGAAAAGUAUGUAAAACCUGAUGGGUUUGUAGGGCAAAAUGAGGUGUAUGGCUUUGAUAAAGGUCUAGUUGCUGAAAAAAUUCUUGGUGCCUCGGACUCCAAUGGUUCACUAACUUUUUUUAUUCAGUUUAGAGGAGUCGAUCAAGCCGAAAUGAUUCCUGCAUCUGUUGUUAAUUUAAAAAUGCCACAAAUGGUUAUUAAGUUCUACGAAGAACGUUUGUCAUGGCAUACUGACAACGAAGAUUAAAUUACAUAAAAUAUUUUAGCACAUACGUUUCGUUUUAAGUAUAACUAUUUUUCAUUUUUGUUGAUAAAUUACAUUUGUGUUUAAGGAUUAUCAUAUCACCAAAACAAUGUUAGAAAAGUAAAAAUAGCAAAUAUACAAUAUAUAUAUAUAGCUGUUUACAGAUUUACUAAACACCUUUUAUAAUUCUAAACAAUCUAAAUUUU
Molecule: messenger RNA, 958 nt
Organism: Teleopsis dalmanni
Lineage: Eukaryota; Metazoa; Arthropoda; Insecta; Diptera; Diopsidae
Product: heterochromatin protein 1-like
Exons: 1
Coding region: 123-755 (210 amino acids)
Biological process (GO): negative regulation of transcription by RNA polymerase II; chromatin organization
Cellular component (GO): nucleus; pericentric heterochromatin
Molecular function (GO): chromatin binding
Source: RefSeq, a predicted model, not a curated record